CUUGAUACAUAUUGUCUAACGCGCUCCUCUCUUCCCUUUCGUUCCGCUCCACCUCCCGCUCCCGCUCCCUCCUGAGUAUUUUUACUAUGCCCGGCUAUUGUUGUCUGCUUCCAUAACCGCAGUACAAUCCAGCACACACCGCGGCCCUCACCUGCCCUCAUGCCUGCCGUACUUGAGGGUGCUGUGCCCCCACCCCAUCUCCACCUGACCGGCAAGUCAUCGUGGCAAUCCUCCUACAGCCCGAUAAAGUAUCCUGUUGCUCCCACCUCGUCGCCCCUUCCAAUGUCUCCCGAGUCUCUCCCUUCCUAUAUACCCCACCUCCACGAGAACCAGCUCCCCCACCAAGACCUAGGUGGCUUGCCUAGUUCAGGCUGGUUUGGACCCUCCGUUCCGGCCCCAGAGUGUCAAAACGAGACUGGAUACACCCAGUUUAGCUACGACCAGCCCUAUGUGACCCCGCAUACAUCUUCAAUCACUUUUUCACCACCCACUCAUUUUUCCAAGCCUUCAGACACUCCCGUCUCACUGGCAAAGGAUGCCUCAGUAACUGCCUUCUCCCCCGUCUCAGAAUAUUCCAAAGUGUCUGAGUCUGGACAGGGUGAAUUCACUCGCCCCUCUGAGGAGUCCUAUGCCGAGCCCCCGAGGACCUCGACCGAACCAUCCACACAUCUUCAGGUUGAGUCUAACCCUCCAGCACGGCCUCGCAGUAGCCCGAGUACCUUCACUCCCAACCAUCCGUCAAGCGGACCCAUCGAAUUCCAUUGGACUAUGAAUCCUCUGGGCAUUUCAACCCCAGUUAUGCACGAGCAGUACUACUCAGGUUCCACGUAUCCUCCGGUACGAGCUCGUAGUCCUCGUUUAAGUGAACCGGCCAUGGAAUUGGCUGCUGACCUUGCCGCACCGCAGCCACGUCGUAUGUACCCUCCAAUAGCUCCCCAUCCAAUUGGGUUUCAAAGGACCAGUGCGCCAAAGCGAUCACGCGAAGACGACGACUCUCCAGAGCAGUUGAAACGAAGGAAAAGAUCAGACUCAAAUAGUACUAUGACUAUGGAGCUCGGAGAGGAAGACCGAUUAUUGAUUCAGCUCAAGGAUGAAGAGAGCAUGCCUUGGAAAGACAUUGCAGCCCGAUUCCAAACAGACCUUGGGAAAACAUACCAGAUCCCAGCCCUCCAAAUGCGUCUCAAAAGGUUGAGAGAACGAAUGCGCGUAUGGACAGAAACUGAUCUCAGAGCGCUGCGUAUGGCGCAUGAGUAUUGGGUGCAGAGCAAGUUUGACAUCAUCAGCCAGAAGAUGCUAGAGUUUGGCGCUUCAGAGAAGUGGACGGCUCGCCAGUGUGCUCGAAAAUGGGCUGAGAUAGACCCUGGCCCAACCCCGUACACAACCUACGAUCACCACUCCACUCCAUCAUACGCACCCUACACUAUGAGCCCAGUAGAAGCGUCUCCAUUUAUGCCGUAUCUCCACAUUCCAUGAAAUAGGAGGGGAAGCUACGAUAUUAUGCGAGCGAGAUCCUUUCUACAAUGCCACAGAAACAUCAUAUUUCAGCAGCUUCCACAGCAAGAGUCAUCCAGGUACUGAUUCUUCCCCUUUCGCUUCGCGACAAAUGUGUCAGACCCUUUCUCGUCUCCUUUUUUGUAUAUAUUCUAGCCCCCCCACCAGGGUUAACCGGUGCCGGCCGCCUCUGCAUUUAUUUUUCAAGCGGUCUGGUUCAAUUGCUGUAUUGCGAAAAAGCACUCCGAUGCGGUUUCGGUCUUGCGGCCACUACGAGGGGAACGCCCUUCCAAC
Molecule: messenger RNA, 1785 nt
Organism: Lindgomyces ingoldianus
Lineage: Eukaryota; Fungi; Ascomycota; Dothideomycetes; Pleosporales; Lindgomycetaceae
Exons: 3
Coding region: 160-1473 (437 amino acids)
Source: RefSeq, a predicted model, not a curated record